Nerophis ophidion (straightnose pipefish) is the source of this 4384-nucleotide messenger RNA. It is a transcript of the gene rnf41, whose product is annotated as ring finger protein 41. Gene Ontology annotation, molecular function: ubiquitin protein ligase activity. Gene Ontology annotation, cellular component: plasma membrane signaling receptor complex. Gene Ontology annotation, biological process: tumor necrosis factor-mediated signaling pathway; regulation of canonical NF-kappaB signal transduction; protein K63-linked ubiquitination. The coding region runs from base 2596 to 3549 and encodes 317 amino acids. NCBI's taxonomy places the organism in Eukaryota, Metazoa, Chordata, Actinopteri, Syngnathiformes, Syngnathidae. The transcript has 8 exons. The record is from RefSeq and is a predicted model, not a curated record.
AGUGUGUGUCAGUGUGUGUGCGUGGGAGCGCGUUUGGUCUUCUCUUGAGGUGCAGUCAAACCUAAUAUGCAAUUAGACCCCCAUUCCUCCAUCCCAGAGUAGUCCUUAGAGGCCGGUUGCUCUGCAAGGCCACGUCGAUCAAGUGUGACGACCGAACCAAACGCGUCAUUGGAACCCUUUAAAACAUCGCAGUUAGCACUGAAAGACGUCACAUCGCUUCGCUGACCUUGUAGAGGAACUCGCGGCCUUCCCAAAAAAAGACCGAUCAAAGAGUUUCCUUUUAGAAAAAAGAAAAAAAAAAGUGUUUUUGUUCUUUUUUUAUUAUUUUACUUGUACGUUAGCCUAUUUUUUUGUUUUGUUUCAUGAAGGAACCACACAAGGGAAAAUUAGCUGAAGAGUGCAAUGAUUAUGUACUAAAGGGUUACAAAGAUUCCCCCGGCGUGCUUUUGAAAAAGGCGCAUACUCGAUGCGCGUACUCGACAUUUAGUUUUUGCGCCGGCGGCGUCGGGGAGAGAAUUAGGCGAGGCCGCCUCGCGAAGGAGCGCCACGUGUUUGUCGCGCUCGAAUGUUUCUAAGCAUAUGUUAUGACCAAAGUUGAUCAACACUACUAUGGCUAUAAAAUUAUUUAUUUGAGAUGAACUGUACUGUACAGAGAAAGACAAUAGAUCUCGAUAUACCUCGUCAACUCGUUUCGCAGCUGCUCCAGCUUCGCCCCGGGUCCCGCGGGCCCGACGUUCUCGCCUUUUGUAAGUCGGGAGAACGCCUUAGGAUAAUAUGUGAAGUGAGCGAGGCCUUUGUUUCCUCGAUGAAGGCUUUCCAAGUAAUAUCUGCCAACAACACCUCAUCAGAGCGUCAUAUAUCUGAGCACAUAAACGAACAAGCCAUUUCAAUCGCAUCUCUCCAACGGUGUUUGUGCAAAGAUUUCACAAGCAAUUUAGGCCUCUUUUUCUUUCUCGUUGCGUCCGUCAUUGUCGAAGGAUGACUUCUUGAACUCGUCUUAAUAGUUUCUAUCUCCUCGGUGAUAGCAUCGUCUGCCUAUUCGUUUUCCUCCAUCGUUAUUAUUAUUUGGCGGUUUCCAAGCAAUAUUGUUUUGGUUUUUUGGCCUCUUUUUUUGGGGUUUUUAAUUGAAUAGACAAUCACUGUCACAAGGGCUUUUGUUUCCCUGGAAUGUGUUUGAUUUUUCUUUUUUUUUCGUCUUUACCGUCAGUGAAAGAUGACCUAAAGACCGAAGACGAAUGGCUCUGUGUUCUGGGCAUUUUUUUUUAAACCGUCGGUGUCAACACAAAUGCACUGGAUUGCCUUUGACGGCGUCUCAUCAAAUGCCUUUUUCGACCCAUGCCUUCCGUCAUUUCAGUUCAAAAGUAUUACGACAGCAUGCCGCGCUCGGGAAUAUAUAUCCCGGAAUUCCCCACAAGGCGUCGACCGGCCGGCGUGUUUAAAUAUGCUUAUUUAUCGCCAUGAAUCGCUAGCUUUCUCGGAAUGUUCCGCACUCCUGCUGUAGGAUUUUAAGCAGGGUAACGCCGCCUGGAGGAGUUGCGUCGAUGUAGCGGGCGCCACCUUCUCAAGCCUCGUUGAGACUAAACAGCGCCUCUGCUGGCCGCAGACAAGUACUGCAUCCGAUCUCGACAACAUUCUGAAAUGACCGGGGGUGUCCAAACCGGGAAAAAUGGAAGGCCGCGGUGCCAAUUUUGUGUUUACUAAAAUAUUACGUUAAAACAUGAAAAAGAUGAGAUUUGUGUCAUGGGUGACAAAGCAAAUCUUUUUUUUCGCAAGAUUUUGGGCACCCCUUGGAUUAGUCUUGAUUAAUCACGCUGCCCAUCCUUUUGGUGUGGAGGUCAGGAAUAGCAGAAGUCCAAAUAUGUGCUAAGUAAUUUAUUGUCUCCUCAUCCCAUUUCUGCUACUAAAGAUUGUAGAUGGCGUCGGACCACUAGCGUCUUUUUUUUUGCUUUUGUUUGUCGUUACUUUUGAGCGCGAUAACUUCACAUCUGCCGCCGGUGAAGUCGCACAAUUGCACACGUUUAGCGUGACCGGAUGGGUGACGAGGACAACCCCCCCCUCCCCCGGACUCGCCGUUCGAUUCCCGACUCCGGAAUCCCCUUUUGACUCACUACUCUGCUCGAACUGAAAAAAAAAAUCGCAUUAUUUGUGAUCUCAGGAUCUAUUGCUUGGAGCGGCGAGCGUAAUUUUAAAGGAACCAAUCAGAUCUCAGCAGGAUAAUUAGCAGGCGAUUUAAUUUGAGUUAGGAAAGAAAGGAAGAAAAACCUGAUUUCCUGCAGCACUUAACUAAAUAGUCAAGCACGCACUUUAGUACUUUCAGGUUCUAAGUGCGCAACAAGGAGCAGAUAAGCUUGGUGCGGGUAAGUGGGAACAUGACAUGUUCUGUAGCGGCCUUCAACACCUGCUCAGCUCUACAAAGUAAGCAGCAAACAGUUUGAAGAUUGUGGAAAAAAAGCGCUCGACGUGGGAGUGACGCACGCGACGUAGGAUGUAAGGCAGCCGGACGCGACGAGCCCAGGUUACGACGGCGGACGCCCAGAUCCUCCCGGGAGCUGCUUUACUACACGGCCGAGUGGUGGACGGUGCUAGUGAUGUACCAUGGGGUAUGACGUGACGAGGUUCCAAGGGGAGGUGGAUGAAGACCUCCUGUGCCCGAUAUGUAGCGGAGUACUAGAAGAACCAGUGCAGGCGCCGCACUGCGAGCACGCCUUCUGCAAUGCCUGCAUCACGCAGUGGUUCGCCCAGCAGCAGAUCUGCCCCGUGGACCGCACGGUGGUGACGCUGGCCCACCUGCGGCCGGUGCCCCGCAUCAUGCGCAACAUGCUGUCCAAGCUGCAGAUCAACUGCGACAACGCCACCUUCGGCUGCACGGCCACGCUGCGGCUGGACCAGCUGCAGUCGCACCUGAAGGACUGCGAGCACAACCCCAAGAGGCCCGUCAAGUGUGAGGGAUGCGGCCUGGAGAUGCCCAAGGACGAGCAGCCCAACCAUAACUGCAUCAAGCACUUGCGGAGUGUGGUCCAGCAGCAGCAGACCAAGGUCUCGGAGCUGGAGAAGACUGUGGUGGAACAUAAACACCAGCUGGGCGAGCAAAAACGGGACAUUCAGCUGCUCAAGGCGUACAUGCGCGCCAUCCGCAGCGCUAACCCCAACCUGCAGAACCUGGAGGAGACCAUCGAGUACAACGAGAUCUUGGAGUGGGUGAACUCCAUGCAGCCCGCCAGGGUGACCCGCUGGGGCGGCAUGAUCUCCACCCCGGACGCCGUGCUGCAGGCCGUCAUCAAGCGCUCGCUAAAGGACAGCGGCUGCCCGCUCUCCAUCGUCAACGACCUGAUCGAGAACGCCCACGAGCGCAACUGGCCGCAGGGCCUGGCCACGCUGGAGACGCGGCAGAUGAACCGCCGCUACUACGAGAACUACGUGGCCAAGCGCAUCCCGGGCAAGCAGGCGGUGGUGGUGAUGGCGUGCGAGAACCAGCACAUGGGCGAGGACAUGAUCCUGGAGCCCGGCCUGGUCAUGAUCUUCGCGCACGGCGUGGAGGAGAUCCUUUAACUCCUUAUCCCAGGGAGGGAGGAGAGAAAAAACUACCGCCGCCUUAAAGGAAGGACGACAUUGUUGCCGAGCAGCGUGCGACUGACGGUGAAGACGCUGAGUGCAUUACGUCAUCGAUUGUUCCUUUCAGCCCUUCAAGAAGAAGAUGAAGGUGAGAACACUACUUUCCUCCUCACUUCAUCUCAUCCUGUCUGAGCUUCUUCCCAGAUGCCUCACUCGUGUACAUCUUGUAAAUACAAAUACUAUAUUGACUCCCAAUAAUCCUCCUCCUUUACUUUCUGCUCCCGUUGUCCACGGCGACUCCCGUCACGCCACCGCGCUGUGAAUAUUCCGCCACUUGUUCUCUUCUGUGCCAUUCUCUUUUUAUUUAUUAUUGUUUUUCUCUUGCCUUUUUACCGUCACACUUUAAAAAAAGAAAAAAAAAACUGCUUGAAAAAUGAAAUUUGGCCUUUCUCGCUGCAUUUGAAGUUAACAUCCGUCGUCGUCGUCGUCGUGUUGUUUCAGAUGUGAAGUCGAUGAUUUAACACGCGUUUGCCUUUUUUAUUCCCACGCGUUCCCUCUCGCGGUCGUUCAGCUCUGAUUGUUUACGUGUUUGGCAGCGGCGGAGAUUGUAAAAAAAAAAAAAAAAACCUACGGUUUGCCGGUAACCCUUUUUGAAGAAGUGAAGGGCUCGUGGCCAUCGAACUGUACGGACUUAAAUAUUCAACGCUACUUUGUAUUGUGCCCUUUUUUUUUUUUAAAUUCUCUUUGCUAAUGUUUUAGUUGGUUCUGUGUCUUAUGUAUCACGUUGUACAGACAAGAAUAAAACGUCAAAAGAAUGUAUAUGCUCACUAGA